Annulohypoxylon truncatum is the source of this 1710-nucleotide messenger RNA. RefSeq names its product sterol esterase. The record is from RefSeq and is a predicted model, not a curated record. The transcript has a single exon. Bases 1 to 1710 code for a protein of 569 amino acids. NCBI's taxonomy places the organism in Eukaryota, Fungi, Ascomycota, Sordariomycetes, Xylariales, Hypoxylaceae.
AUGUAUAAUACUCUUGCUCCUCUAGUAUCGGCUGCCUUACUCGCUAGCAUAGCCGCUGCUCUUCCAGCGCCGACUCGAACGUUAGAAGAACGAACUGUUACAGCCUCCGUGGUCAUUUCACAAGGCACUCUUGUUGGUUCGGUCCUUAACGGAGUUGAGAACUAUGGUGGUAUACCGUUUGCCGAACCUCCGACGGGGAAUUUGCGGCUGAAGCCGCCGCAGAGACUUAACUCUUCUCUUGGCACUUUCGACGCCACUGGACUUGGUCCCGCUUGCCCACAGAUGUUCUUCUCUACGGAGGGAGAUCUUAUCACCUCUGUGUUGGGCUAUCUGAUCAACACGCCACUGUUCCAGACGGUUACGGAACAAACGGAGGAUUGCUUAACCAUGAGAGUCCAGCGGCCAAUAGGUACUACGUCGGACUCGAAACUUCCUGUUCUCUUCUGGAUCUUCGGGGGUGGCUUCGAACUUGGCAGCCCUCAGAUGUACGAUGGUUCCUCUUUGGUCGCUAAUGGCGUAAGCCAAGGAAAGCCUUUCGUCUUCGUUUCCGUGAAUUAUCGGGUAGGUGGCUUCGGAUUCCUGGCUGGCAAAGAAAUCCUCGCAGACGGCGCAUCUAACCUGGGACUCUUGGAUCAACGCAUGGGUCUCGAAUGGGUGCAAGACAAUAUCGCAGCAUUCGGAGGGGAUCCGGAGAAGGUGACAAUCUGGGGCGAGUCUGCCGGUGCCAUCUCCGUGUUUGAUCAAAUGGCCCUUUACGGCGGAGAUAACACCUACAACGGGAAGAAGCUCUUCCGCGGGGCCAUUAUGAAUAGCGGAAGUGUGAUUCCAACAGAUCCAGUAGACUGUGAUCGCUGCCAAGACAUAUACGAUACUGUAGUCAGCAAGGCGGGAUGCUCCAGUGCUGCCGAUACGCUUGCAUGUCUUCGCAGUGCUGACUACGAUACAUUCCUUAACGCCACGAAUAGCGUUCCGGGCAUCCUCAGUUACAAUUCUGUCGCAUUAUCGUACCUCCCACGACCGGAUGGUGUGGUCUUAAUAGAUACCCCUGACGUUCUCGCCGCCAAUGGUCAGUACGCCGCUGUACCAAUGAUCAUUGGCGAUCAAGAAGAUGAGGGGACCCUCUUCAGCCUGUUCCAGCCCAACCUCACAACUACGGAUGAGCUCGUCGAUUAUAUCUGGAAAAUAUUCUUCCCUGCUAUCGAAAGAGACGACGUCGUAGGCCUAGUUGACACCUAUGACCCGUCGAUUACUGCCGGGAGCCCCUUUGACACUGGUACCUUCAACGCGGUGUAUCCAGAAUUCAAACGCCUUGCGGCCAUUUUGGGGGACAUGGUAUUCACCCUCACACGCAGAAAUUUCCUUGAGUCUACCCUUGCUGUGAAUCCGGACGUGCCCUCGUGGUCCUAUCUUGCAUCCUACGACUACGGCACGCCGAUACUAGGCACAUUCCACGCUUCCGACAUACUACAGGUAUUUUACGGUAUACUCCCAAACUACGCUAGCAAGGCUAUCCAGAGUUAUUACAUCUCGUUCCUAUACACACUGGAUCCCAACAACGGGACGAGCUCAGACAUUCAGCAGUGGCCGCAGUGGAAGGAAGACAAGCAAUUGAUGCAGUUUUGGAAUAGCAACAGUAACUUGUUAGCCGACGAUUUCAGGGCCGCAUCGCAGCAGUACAUAAGCGCAAAUUCCAAGAAAUUCUUAAUCUAA